GAUUUAAACUGAGAGACGACAAUUACAGCAGGAAGCACUGAAGACCUGAAGUAGUGAAAAAGUUCAACUUCAACCUGCUCCUGACUGGAAAAACAUGAGUCAAAGUGCAGGAAACACAACUGACUUCCUGUUUCAAUGUCUUGCCUGCUGUGUUUUUCUUUUACAUGAAACACACUCUGUGUUACAUGUGAAGCAACAGCAUUUAUUAAAAGAGGUCUGACAAAGCUUCACCUCUCAGCUUAGUCACCUGAGACAAAGCAGGAAACAGUUUAUUCUUCGUCUCUAAAGAGACACAGACUGAAAAACAGAUGAUCAGAUUAACCGUCAGACCAAACUAACAACUUCCUCUGAGUGAGUACAGCUACAGGAGAGAAAAGUGGAAAACUAGAACUCUGCUGUUUCAACCUGCUGACUCUCCACACACUGAAUCUUCACUCGGAGACAAAAUGGCUUCCAGAUCAGAGGAGGAUCUCUGCUGUCCGGUCUGUCAUGACGUCUUUAGAGAUCCUGUUGUUCUGUCAUGUAGCCACAGCUUCUGUAAAGACUGUCUGAAGAGCUGGUGGAGAGAGAAACCAACACAUGAGUGUCCAAUUUGUAAGAGAAGAUCUUCAAAGUCAGAACCACCUCGUAACCUGGUGUUAAAGAACCUGUGUGAGUCCUUCUUACAGGACAGAGAUCAGGGAGCGUCAGAGGCUCUCUGCAGUCUGCACUCUGAGAAACUCAAACUCUUCUGUCUGGACCAUCAGCAGCCAGUGUGUGUCGUCUGCAGAGAUUCAGAACAACACACCAACCACAGAUUCAGACCCAUCAAUGAAGCUGCACGACAACACAAGAAGGAACUUGAGGAAACUCUGAAGCUCUUAAAGAAGAAGUUAAAGGUUUCUGAACAAGUUAAAGUGAAGUUUGAUCAAACAGCAGAACACAUUAAGGUCCAGGCCGGACACACAGAGAGGCAGAUUAAGGAGCAGUUUAAGAAGCUUCACCAGUUUCUAGAAGAGGAAGAGGAGGCCAGGAUGGCUGCUCUGAGGGAGGAAGAGGAGCAGAAGAGUCAGAUGAUGAAGGAGAAGAUGGAGGCUCUGAGCAGAGAGAUAGCAGCUCUUUCACACACAGUCAGAGCCACAGAGGAGGAGCUGAGAGCUGAAGACGUCUCAUUCCUGCACAACUACAAGGCUGCAGUGGAAAGAGUCCAGCGCUGCCCCCUGCUGGAUGAUCCACAGCUGCUCUCAGGAGCUCUGAUAGACCAGGCCAAACACCUGGGCAACCUGACCUUCAACAUCUGGAACAAGAUGAAGGAGAUGGUCUCAUACACUCCUGUCAUUCUGGAUCCAAACACUGUUUAUCCAGGACUCAUCCUGUCUGAAGAUCUGACCAGUGUGAGACUAGGAGAGAAACAACAGCAGCUUCCUGCUAAUCCAGAGAGGUUUGAUCACUUCUGCUGUGUUCUGGGCUCUGAGGGCUUUGACUCAGGGACUCACAGCUGGGAUGUCGAGGUUGGAAACAGUUCAAACUGGUCACUGGGUGUGUUAUCAGAGUCUGUCCAGAGGAAGGGAAUCAUACUGUCUGGAUUAUGGACAAUACGGUUCGAUGAAGGUGAAUACUCAGCAUGGUCACCACCAGGUCUCCGCACUGAUCUCCCAGUAAAGAAGAAGCUCCAGAGGAUCAGAGUGAAUCUGGACUGGAACAGAAGAAAUCUGUUGUUCUCUGAUCCUGAUACUAACACACACAUACACACCUUCAAACACACUUUCACUGACAGACUGUUUCCAUUCAUUAGCACUGGGGAUAAACUCCCACUGAAGAUUUCCCCACUGAAGGUCUCUGUGACAGUAGAACAGAGCAGUUACAGACAAAAAGUAUGGUUCUUUUAAUUACUGUCAUUUAUUUCUUAAAGGGAAAAGUCGCUGAAUUUAACCUCUGAAGCUUCUGUCCUCCUGCUGUCUCAUUAUUCCAAAAUAUGUUCAUGUUGUUUCACUUGUUGCUGUUUUUGUCAAACAUAAAAUGAUUCAACUUAUUUUCUGAUCUUUAU
Molecule: messenger RNA, 2026 nt
Organism: Thunnus maccoyii (southern bluefin tuna)
Lineage: Eukaryota; Metazoa; Chordata; Actinopteri; Scombriformes; Scombridae
Product: nuclear factor 7, brain-like
Exons: 2
Coding region: 447-1868 (473 amino acids)
Molecular function (GO): zinc ion binding; protein binding
Source: RefSeq, a predicted model, not a curated record